This is a messenger RNA of Wickerhamiella sorbophila, 1629 nucleotides long. RefSeq names its product Kinesin-like protein KIF13A. The record is from RefSeq and is a predicted model, not a curated record. The coding region runs from base 1 to 1629 and encodes 542 amino acids. Gene Ontology annotation, molecular function: microtubule binding; microtubule motor activity; ATP binding. NCBI's taxonomy places the organism in Eukaryota, Fungi, Ascomycota, Dipodascomycetes, Dipodascales, Trichomonascaceae. Gene Ontology annotation, biological process: mitotic spindle organization; microtubule-based movement. The transcript has a single exon.
AUGCUCAAAACCAACCCUGCAAGAGAGAAUAUCAAACGAGGUACAACCAAAGCUCACAGUCCUCUCAAAUUAUACAAUCCAAACGGGAACACGGGCAGCCCCCGCUCAGAGAGUCCUCUGAAGGCUGCAUCUGGCAUCAACCCCCCGCCUCCUGUUUUGACUAGACCAUCCAGUCCUCUGCGUUGUAAAAGCCCAGUUAGGGACUCUGCUAAUGUCAAAGUUGCUGUAAGAGUCCGUCCUUUGAUUGCAGAAGAUGCGGAAGUUUCCUGUUUGCUUUCAAUGGCCGGACAAGAUACGUUUUUGUCUCCUGACCCAACAAGCACUAGACAGCAAGAAAAGCGUUCAUUCACAUUCGAUAAAUCGUUUUGGAGUGCAUCGAAGGACAGCAAUUUCGCGAGUCAAGAGGACGUUUACGAGUUAUUUGGCAAAGAGUUUUUAGAUCACAGUUUGGAGGGAUACAAUACAUGUAUUUUUGCCUACGGUCAAACAGGUUCAGGAAAAUCAUAUACUAUGAUGGGCACCGAAUCGGAGCCUGGAAUUAUUCCUCAGCUCUGUUCAGACUUGUUUGAGCGAAUUGAGCAGUUGCAGGGCAUCUCAAGUGUUUCCGUGCGAGCGUCGUUUUGUGAAAUUUAUAACGAGCAAGUCCGUGAUCUUUUGAGCAACGCGAAAACCAGCACUAAUCUCAAAAUCCGAGAAAACUCUUCAAGAGAGCCCUAUGUGGAAGGUCUUUCUGAGUUUACGGUGAAAAAUGUAGCUCAGGUCUUGAAGUACCUGAAACAAGGUAAUGCUAUCAGAGCCACUGCUUCUACCAAUAUGAACAGCCACUCCAGUCGAUCUCAUGCUGUAUUCUCGCUCGAAAUCAGACAAUUGACUUAUGAGGAUGGCGGGACUGAGGAAAAAAGAUCGCUUCUUCGACUCGUUGACUUGGCUGGCUCCGAAAGAACAAACGCGACCGGAGCAACGGGGCAAAGACUACGAGAAGGAUCCAAUAUCAACAAGUCGUUGGUUACUUUAGGCAGAGUGAUAUCCGCGUUAGCAAGUGAUCGCCGGUCAACCCUUCAGGUCAUUCCCUACCGCGAGUCAGUUCUCACCAGGCUUCUCCAAGACAGUUUAGGCGGAAACUCGAAAACCGCUAUGAUCGCCUGUAUAUCCCCUACAAACUAUGAGCAAACUUUGUCGACAUUAAGAUACGCGGUACAGGCCAAGCACAUCACCACAGAGGCCCGGGUGAACCAAGACCGUAUUGAUUCUGAGCAGCAGGGAGCUCAAAUUGAGGAAAUGCAGAAGCGGUUGAAUGAUUUGCAGCUCAAACUGUCCAAGCGAGACCAGCCAGAUGAGAGUAGUGUCAUCGCGAAAGUCGCAGCCACCGUCCGGUUUUAUGAAGACCGUGCUGCACUACUUGAAGCACGUUGCCGUAAGUUAGAGCAGCAAAACGACCUGCUUACUGACAAGCUGGAAAGAACGGCUCAAAUCUUGAGGACUUCUGGUCAGUCUCUCGCGGCCACAGGCGUAGAUCGAAUUCAAGCCCUAAUUUCCGAAUAUACCCAAUUUGGGCAGACUUUAUCUCAGGACCGCGAAACUGUUAGCAACAGACUUGACUAUUGGACCGCCAUUCUAGAAGCUAUGUAG